Messenger RNA from Trichomonas vaginalis G3, 1086 nucleotides. RefSeq names its product disulfide-isomerase C17h9.14C-related family. Gene Ontology annotation, biological process: protein folding. The record is from RefSeq and is a predicted model, not a curated record. Gene Ontology annotation, molecular function: protein disulfide isomerase activity. The transcript has a single exon. Gene Ontology annotation, cellular component: endoplasmic reticulum. Bases 1 to 1086 code for a protein of 361 amino acids. Lineage: Eukaryota; Parabasalia; Trichomonadida; Trichomonadidae.
AUGAUUCAUGCCGUUUUGGAUAAAUCCAAUUUCAGUAAUUAUGUUUCCCAACACUCAGAUAAACCAAUUAUAGCUAUGUUACAUAUGAAUUGGUGCGGCCAUUGCAAGCAUGCUCAUCCUUUUUUUAAUGAAAUGCAAAAUUAUUUCGCAGACUUCGAAGAACUUAUUACAACAGAUGUAGAAUGUGAGGCAAAUCGCGAAGUAUGCUCUCAAUUUUCAAUAUCUGGAUAUCCAUCGUAUUUUAUUUUAUAUCAAGGCAAAAAGACUAAUAAAUUUUGCAAAGCGAACUACGACUAUAUGGUAAACUAUGGAUACGAAGUCAUGGAAGAGGUAUAUGGUUCGAAUUUAACUCAAAUUAAAGAUGAAAAAUACAAAAUCGAUAAAAUUCCAUACAUAGAAUUCCUCGAAGAGCCAAAUAACUUAACACUGCUGAAUUAUGCUAGAUAUUUACUCAGAAAACCAGAAUUUAAGACUCUUAACGCUUAUUACAGAAAUUCAACUGAAGCUGGACCAAAUGGAACAUUAAUUUACCAUUUUUCUUCAACAAACUCUAUCAAGUGUAAAGAUCCAUUAACUUUUCAGAACGUCAUUAACUUUUUACUCAAAUUUACUUCAGAUAUACGAGAAGAAUGGGACUUUAAGAGUAUUUUAGAGUCUCAAAAGUUGUUUAGUAUCUAUAUCCCGCGUACAUCAAUGGAUAAUCUGUUUUAUAGAAAGUGUGCCAAUCAUUUCUCAAGGAUUUCCACGUUUGGCCAUUCCAAAUCAGUUGGUACUAAAAUUGUUGCUAGUAAAUUUGGUCUUUCUAAUAAAGAACUUCCGGCGAUUGUUGUAUUUGAUCCAAAUACAAAGAAAUUCGCCAAAUUUGCAAAAUCUUCGAAUAUAACAGAACUUGAGCAAUUCUACCAGAGUAUAACUGAUGGAAAAGCUAAUGAAGAAAAUUAUAAUCUUGAUGAUUCCAUUUUUGACGUCAUAUCGCAGAGCAAUUUGGCAAUUAUUUCACUAUCUCUUUCAAUAGGUAUAAUAAUUGUUGGAGUUCUGUUUUAUACUUACAAUUGUGCACUUGGAAACUUGAAAAAAAUGGACUAA